AUGGCACAUGGUGUGCUCAGGUACGUCAUGCGCUUCAGUGUCAAGUACUACGCGGCAGAGCUUCUCAACGCUCGACUUUUCCAGACGCCAGAUCGGGUGAACAGUAUCCAGAAGGAGAUGAAGGAGUCAGUCGUGUACAGCAAGGACCCGCAGACCAUCGACUCUGUCACCAAACUCAGUGCGGCCCACCUGCAAAUUUAUGUGAGAAGCUCUUGGCUAACCUGUCCAGAUUCUUCCACCACAGCGGCCCACAAGGACUUUCUGUCAUUGGUUGUGGAUCCCUGCCUGCGUAUCAACGUGGCCACGGUACCCGAUUGCUUUGCAGACAUUGUCGCCAAAUUCUCCAUGUGCAUUGCAACAGGCCAGGCCACAGAUGCAGACGCAGCCAACAUCAAAAUUGCCAGCACUGCUAUCCAAGGACGCUUCGAUGGACAUCCUUUGAUUCAAGGGAUGGCUCUUCAAUUGAGAAGGCUGCUGGACAAACAGUCCAGAGGAGUAGCUGUUUGUGGAAGACGAAGCAACGAGUCUGAUCGAGAGACGACCUUGAUCGCUGAUGCGGGAAUGGCUUUGGCAAUGAUGUGUGGGAACAAAGCACUGGCUCGCGAGUUUGGAAUACCCAGGAGUUCCCUGUGUGUCGGCAUGGACAAGUUGAGCAAGCUGUCCCUGCCGUGUCCUGCUUUGGCCCUUCAUUGGCUUGACAAGUUGGAAGAGAACUGUAAGCUCUUGGACCAAAGAUAUGUACUGCAUUCAGGCGAUUGUGGACGACGGUUGAUGUGUGCCUUCGAUGCCACCUAUUUGACCCAGACGCUAUGCCAAAUGACUCUGCGCUCGCAGCGUGGGCUGGCUGGAGCACCAUGGGAUCCAUCGCUGAAGCAGGAGGUUUUCUAUGAUUUGAAUGACGAAUCAUUGAACCUGAAGGAAGUGAACAAGGCUGACAUCGUCUACGAAUGGUUGGUGUGGGAUCCUGUGGGAUUGCAAAAGUUUCCACUUUCCGCAGCAUCAAUGCCUAUGCAACUGGCUCGUUCAGGCGGCGGGGGGGGACCAGGUGCAGAAGCGAGAGGAAAUUGGAGCAUGCUACAUGCCAAUGGCUUAUUCCUGAGCGCUUGUGGCAGUGUGAUUCGUUGCCUCACAUUCGAUGCAGCAGGAACACAUGCCUAUGUCCGGAAGGUUCUACAUGGACAACUUCAAUCAAUAGACCAAGAGGCUUUGAAGGCCCUUCCGUUCUGGUCAUCGCUCACUUACGUCAACAUGCCAAAGAAUUGCUUGCCAAGACUACCGAUUUGCCUAGCCUUCGAUGGUGAAGAAGUGCUAUAUGGAUUGCCAGGACCAUGUGCCUUGGCAUGUUUUUUGGGCCUCAGCUAUGGUAGCCUGUAA
This is a messenger RNA of Durusdinium trenchii, 1374 nucleotides long. Lineage: Eukaryota; Dinophyceae; Suessiales; Symbiodiniaceae. The record is from the annotation of a GenBank genome assembly.